AUGGCUGGCUGUUCUUUCAAAGCCAUCGUUGAGGAAGAUCUCCAGGAAGACACUGAUGAGACUAAGGUUAGUUUAUUAUACAGUAUAUGUAAAUUUUCUACUUCUUUAUCUACAUUUAAAUAAUUUCAUGAACUAUUUAUAGCCGCAAGCACACAUUAAUAUUGCACAACAAUAUGUAAAAAUGUAAAAAAAGCUCACAAAAAAUGAGAAAAUUGUACACUCGUACACUUUUUUGGAGUGAUAUGCCCCUUGAAAUUAAAAUACUUUAUAAUACUCAAUUAAAUGAUAAUUUCUAGAAAUGUGCAGUAUGUUUUAAAGAAGCAACAGAAGCACAUCGAUGCAAAUUGUGCCACAGACCAGUGCAUUUGCCAUGCGGACAGCCAGUUGGCAAUGAAGGAUAUGGGCACAAAGUUGUUUGCUUUGUGUGUGAUAAAAAUAAAUGUUUUUUAUUUACAUUGGUCCGGUGGGGAUAAUAACAUUUUAAUUUUGAGCACUAUGGUGAGCUUUACAAGAUUGGUGUUAUCAAAGUGUUUUGUAAACAUGUGAAUAAGGCUGCAAGAAACCAAGACGAGAUAUGUGACGUAACUAUAACGAAAUAGUCUUAAACCGUUACUUAAUAUUGAUUAGCUAAUUAAAUUGUCAAUUUGCAAUUGGCAAUUAUUGCAUGCUUAUCGAUAUGGAUGAUUUUUUGUAUAUUUUGAAACUCAGUGACUGUGUUUAGUCCGUGGAGAAAUGAAAUAGUGUCACCUUACACAACAAAACAUUGACACCUGUAUGCUCGCUCUAUUCCAGGAAAAAACCCAAGGCCCCAAAACCUCCAGAAACGGCAAGUUAUGUGGGAUUGGAAGAAAGGAUCCCCGAAAAUCCCAGUAAAGAAGAUGAAAAUGGCAGACAAUGAAGAAAAAAACGAAAAGUAUGUUUGUCUGCAAUGUUUGAAACAGUAUUUGCAAGGAAAGCGUGAUAAGGGUAUCAUUAAGGAAGCAGUCGCUCUCUAUCUCCGUGGAGAUGAUGUGAUUAAAGCCCACAAGAAAAUCACGUUUUUUUCGGGCAGAGCUAAAGAAUACUUUGUGUCAAAAGUUGUAGAUCGUCAUCAUGCUGACAGUGGAUGUUGUCCCUUUCUGGCUGACACUGAAUAA
Messenger RNA from Paramuricea clavata, 1136 nucleotides. NCBI's taxonomy places the organism in Eukaryota, Metazoa, Cnidaria, Anthozoa, Malacalcyonacea, Plexauridae. The record is from the annotation of a GenBank genome assembly.